GGCCGCCUCGCCGCCCGCCGGGCCCGCGCCUGCCGGGCCCAUGUCCCACAGGGCGCCGAGGGGGCAGGAGGGGGAGGAGGAAGCGGCGGCGAGGGGCAGCCAGGCGCGGGCCAAGGGCCACCCGGAGCCCGCGGCGAGCGGCGGCAGGACCCAGGAGCGGCAUGAGAGGAAGCGGAAGAGGCAGGAGGCGCAGCAGCUCCAGAAGCUCCAGCACCUGGAGUCCUUCUAUGAGAAACCUCCCCCUGGGCUAAUUAAGGAGAAUGAAACCAAACCAGAAGACUGCAUACCUGAUGUACCAGGCAAUGAAAGUGCACGAGAAUUCCUGGCACAUGCCCCAACCAAAGGGCUUUGGAUGCCUUUGGGAAAAGAAGUCAAAGUCAUGCAGUGUUGGAGGUGUAAACGUUACGGACACAGAACAGGAGACAAAGAGUGCCCAUUCUUUAUUAAAGGCAAUCAGAAAUUGGAACAAUUUAGAGUAGCACAUGAAGAUCCAAUGUAUGAUAUUAUAAGGGAAAAUAAACGUCAUGAAAAAGAAAUGAGAAUACAGCAACUGAAGCAGCUCCUGGAGGACUCUACCUCAGAAGAUAACAGUGAUGAGGAAGAUGAAGAUAGCAGCAGCUCCACUUCCUCAGAAUGUAGAGAUAAACACAAGAAAAAAAAGAGGAAGAAGGAAAAAAAAAAAAAAGAAAAGAAAAAGAAGAAAAAAAGAAAGCGAAAAUCAUCUAAAUCUAAUGAGAAGUCAGAAUCUGACUGACAGCAGUCAUCUGCUGCAUGCUGGUUGACCUCUACUUGUGAAACGCAAGGAAAGAUCCAAAGAAUGAGGAAGAAACCACCAGAAAGGGCUUCAUUAAACUCAGAACGUGCAGAUGGGUACAUAGAGCAUCCUACAGUGGCUGGCCUUUCCUGCCAUUCUGCAGUGCUGCAGCCAGAAAGGAGAGAGAGCUGCAUUAAACAAUACUCAAUCAACCAUAUCUUUGUACUGUAAAACGUGUGCUAAUGGUCAUCCGUCCUGGUCAACCUGGGCCUCUGCAUUGCCGUGUGUGACUAUUAGCAGAAAGUGGCAACUACCAAGCUGUCACCAACAAAUCUGCAGAAUUCAGCAGACUGUCUAUUGAAGUGUCUUUUCUCCAUGAAGUUAUUUUAUUAUAUACAAUGCCUCAUUGUAAGGGGACUUCAGUUUGUACUGUGCAGAGCACUGACUGUUCACUUACAGUGCUUACAAUAAGCAGGUUGUACUGUAUUUUUUUUUUCUCUGCAUACUGCCUAUGUGCUGAAGUUCAUUGUACUUACCCUAGUAAUGACAACUAGGGAAAUAAAGAGCACUGCUGAAGGGGGAAAAAAAGUUAAUCAAGGGGGUUUACUUCCAAGACAAAACUGUAGUGUCAGCAAGACUUGGGGUUUUUUGUGUGUAGCAAAAUCUCAACAUCAUCACCAUUAAUACACACAGCUCUGUAAUACCUAAAGUUUUCUUCAAGCCAUAGGCGUAGGAGCCAAGUGUAAUGAUGCUAGAUGUUCAACUCAUUGUAAAGAGGUAGUGUUUUUAGUUAUUUAAAAAGGGAGGUGUUCACAUUAGAAAUGAAAAAGAUUAAUUUCUACAUACAUUUCAGUAUCAGUUGUUUUAAUACAUUUGAGUUUUCCUUUUAAAAAGGCUUGGGGAAGUAAACUCCAACUUAUUUCUUAUGUUCCCUAGAAUUAUUUAAUGUAGUAAUAUCUUAUGAAUCUUCCCACAAGAACAUAAAUGAGCAAGGCCUUCAAAAUGGUUUUCAUCUACAUGCAUGUAAGCCACAGAACAGUAGCAAAGAACGUGUAAGCAGGAAGAAGAGUAAGUUGUGUACUUAAUUAAUCUUGUGAACUGACCACACUUUUAUUUUAAAGAAGCUUGCAAGGCAGACUUGAUUAGAAACAUUGGGAUAACAGCAAACUGCACUGGAACAAGCAUAUCUGUAUGAAACAUCAAGGUACAGUGAUAAAAAGCUGUGAUUUGAGGAGCCAGAUGAUGUAUAUUGGUACUGUACUAAAAGAGGAAGAAAGAUGUGCUUUGAGAGCACUGUGAAAGACACAUAGAACUUAAGCUCUGUGUUUAUACUUAUAUUGAGAAAAAAAGGCAUGAGAAAUUUCUAACAGUAGAGUGAGCAUUAACAGCAAAAAUCAAGGAACCACAGACUAAAAUGCAUUUAAGACUACUCUCUUGAAAGCUGUAGAAAAUAAGACAGGGUAAAGUAUACACUGUGUUUUCCCCUUCCUACCUAAGUCAUUUAGUAAAAAUAAACACCCAUUCCUUGCCAGUCAUUCACAAUAUGUUCUGGGGAAAAACAAAGUAGUGAAGGUCUACUUAAAAUAAAUUAUCUUAUUCUCAGAGCUUGAACAUGGAAUUGUUUUAUCCUCCAGUAUUACUUUGUAAAUGUCCUUGUGAUGGGAUUUACUGGUGUCUCCUGACAGUUCUGUGUAUCAGCACCAUCAACAAAGAUUUAACAGCUGAAAUAGCAUGAGGACAUUUGUGAUGGUGUGGUUGUGUGUAUUGCCACAUUUGGUGCUGAGAACAUCCUUGUGUUUAUAGCAUUGAUGAAUGUUGGGCAUAUGCUGGCAGCUACAGCCAGUAUUCACCCAAUGCAUUCCAAAAGAAUUCUCACUCAAGUUUGUCUAGAGCAGAGCUAACCUAAAGAUUUCUUCAGUUAUUUCAGCUUUUGCUAUCAGAUUCUUCUAAAGAAUCAAUAAAAACAAACUCAAUUUUUUCUUA
Molecule: messenger RNA, 2737 nt
Organism: Apus apus (common swift)
Lineage: Eukaryota; Metazoa; Chordata; Aves; Apodiformes; Apodidae
Gene: RP9
Product: RP9 pre-mRNA splicing factor
Exons: 6
Coding region: 41-754 (237 amino acids)
Biological process (GO): RNA splicing
Source: RefSeq, a predicted model, not a curated record